Pocillopora meandrina is the source of this 14731-nucleotide messenger RNA. NCBI's taxonomy places the organism in Eukaryota, Metazoa, Cnidaria, Anthozoa, Scleractinia, Pocilloporidae. The record is from the annotation of a GenBank genome assembly.
AUGGCGUGGCAACCAGAUCAGGACGGUUUACAGCAAAUUAUACAGCUUUUGAAGGAGAGUCAAAGCCCAAAUACUGAAGUACAAAGAGCAGUUCAACAAGUAUCCUUUACUGUACCAUAUAUAGUGUUUGCUUUGGUUUUCAUGCGGAAUUAGACGAGAUAUAGGACGUAACACAGUUGAAAGUUGGCGCGUCACACGUGCUCUCCGGUUGUGUUAACGUCGUUAUAUUUUUCUUGUAUUCCUUAACAUAUCUCUUUUUCAGAAACUUGAGUCUCUGAAUCAAUUCCCUGAUUUCAACAAUUACCUGAUAUUCGUUCUUACGAAGUUGAAGAGCGAAGGUUAGUGUGUUUCACGGGAUGUAAGCUAGAUGUGUUUUUCAGCUCAGUUCCGGUUGCCGCUCGAUUAAUCUAAAUCUCAGUAAUUUUCUAGCCAAUCUAAGUUUCAAAUCAAUUUGUGAAACCUUCAUUAUAUCUCUUUUUUAUUUCAGAUGAACCAACUCGUUCACUUUCGGGUUUGAUUCUCAAGAACAACGUUAAAUCUCAUUAUCACACUUUCCCUGACCAAGUGAAAGAAUUUAUCAAGUCAGAAUGCCUCGAGGCCAUUGGGGAUCCUUCACCUCUCAUACGAGCUACGAUUGGUAUCUUGAUCACAACUAUAGCGGCGAAAGGCGAUCUGACAAACUGGCCUCAACUAUUGCCAACGUUGUGCCAGUUGUUAGACAGCGAGGAUUAUAAUGUCUGUGAGGUGAGCAUUGAUUCUCCAUAAGAUCUAGAGCUGGCAAAUUUCCAGUGCUAAAUUUUUAGAAACUUAUAUAGUGUAUGUGUAUAUUUUUGAACUUUUUUAUCGAUGAAUCAAAUUUUUUAGGUGUCAUUUUAGCAGAGGAGUGUUAAUAACAUAUCGGGUAGUGACAGAUUAUCUGUGAUAUCAUCGCUAAUUUAUUUUGAUUUAUUAUUUCAAAUUAUUUUUAGUAUUGACAGGCUUAUGUAAUACAAGUGUUUGGAUUUUUAAUCUAUUAAAUAUACACCUGCAGUGUGCAUUGUAUAGUAGUAAUUGCAAGUACCUGUUAAUUUUUUAACUCUGGGAGGUUGUAACUUGCUAAUCAUGACUCAGCCACUUAGCCUAUUUGCAGAUUAUGGCAGUUAUAUGUGCAAUUUUUUCCUUUCAUACCAUAAAUUUCACACAGCAGAAUCACAUUUGAAUGCACAAGAUCUCAAUGAGUUUUGCUAUACCCUGCAGGCUGGGUGGUUGGGUUGCACACACAGUUAUUCUUGAAUUUUUUUUAACCACAAAUUAAAUUUUAAAAAACCCACAUGUGUGAGUUUGAGAUGUUCAUACUUUAUUGGAAACUAUACCAGUUUUAGUACCAUAUUUCUAGUCAUGUUAUUCUUUGUUACAUUUCAUUAAAGGCUGUAAUGCUACAAUCUGCUUAUCAAAGAUUCAGACAUUAGAAAAAUCAGAUAACAAGAAUAAUGUUUGAGUUACAUUCAGGGACCCUUUUGGCUAAACAAUACCCAGGUGUUAUCUCCUAAUCAUGUUAAAAUAGAAGGGUGGAUAAGGUUGACCUAUUAUUGUUAAGGAAAUGGCAGCAAUGAAAAAUUGUAAAGUAACAAAGAAUUAUCCCUUGUGAAAUUGUGAAACAAGAAAGAAGUAGUUCGGAUUAUGGAAAUUUGUCAGAGAAUUUUCUGACUCUGAGUUUAGCCUUCACUAUUCCAGUUCUUAAAGGGGGUUGAACUCCUAUCUUUAACUACAUGUGAGGGAGUGUGAGGUUACAAGCUGUAAUGGUUUUUAUUAGGUAUCCUUGCCAAUGAUCUUUUUUUGUUUCUUCAUCAAUUGUUAUAUCUAGCAGUAAUAUAUAAUGGCAAAUAAAAUAUAAAUGAAUAUUGGAAGAAAGCAUGGGUUCAUGCACAAUGGUCAGAUAGAUAAGUGGUUAAUUCUCUGUUAAUUUUUUUUUUGCAGGGAGCUUUUGGAGCUCUGCAAAAGAUCUGUGAGGACUCUGCUGAGCAACUUGACAGUGAUGCCCUUAAUAGACCCCUCAUUGUACUGAUCCCAAAGUUUUUGCAAUUCUUCCGCCAUGCAAGCCCAAAAAUAAGGUAAAAAGACAUUUAUGUUUGCUAUACAUAUAGCUGUCAUCUACCAAGCUUUACAGGGAAAAGCUAAUAUUCUUUUUCAAUUUCCUUGUAGGUCUCAUGCUAUUGCUUGUGUAAAUCAGUUUAUUGUUACACGAACACAGGCCCUUAUGGUUCACAUAGGCACAUUUAUUGAGGUAGGACUGUCACAGUUUUACAUUGAAUAUAGUUUUACAAAUAUUCAUGUGUGGUCAUGUAGCUUUUCCACAGUAGAUCUACAAGUUAUGUUUCCCUCUUAGUUUUCCCUCUUAGCUUUUAGUUUUAUACAGUUUAUAAAUAAUAUUGAAAUUGUAAGAUAGCAUAUUUUUAUUUCAUUUUAGCUUUUUUCUCAAAGAUAUUAGCUUGGCAGCUACACUGAAUUUCGAGCUUAAAUUAAGUAUAUGUAUGUAUGUUUGUAUAAUAAUUAUUUACCAUAGACAUGCAUUUGUGUUGUAUCUGAAAGACGUGCAAACAAAUGAAUCUCUCUGUUAAGACAAUUAUUCUUAAAAAAAAUAAGUUCUUGAAACAUCAAAUACUGGAACCUGUCUUUUGAUUUUAGGUACUGUUGAGUAAUUCUGAUCAUAAUAUUUAUAUGGUCAGGUUGAUCUACUGAUGUACAUUAUAGGCUGAGUAAAUCCCUUUAAGAAUUUACAUAGAAAGCUUCACUUGUAUGUAUAAAUGAAAUGGAUUUACCACCAUUGCUGAUACAAAAGUAUUUAUCUAUGAAAAAUCUUUUGUUUCUAUAGAAUCUGUUUGCCCUUGCGGGAGAUGAAGACCCAGAAGUAAGAAAGAAUGUGUGCAGAGCCCUUGUUAUGCUUUUGGAAGUCAGAGCAGACCAAUUAAUUCCACAUAUGAAUAACAUUGUAGAGGUCAGUAUUUGAUAAAUAUAAUUACUCUAAAAGUAAGUUUGAUGUCCUUAAGGAGUAUAUAUUGUAUCUUAGCUGACAAGAGACAGAUGUAAUGUGGGGUGAAAUACUUUUUAUAUGUACAUUUUUAUAGUACAUGCUGAUGAGGACACAAGACAAAGAUGAGAAUGUAUCACUUGAAGCUUGUGAGUUUUGGCUGACACUGGCAGAGCAACCUAUCUGUAAAGAGGCUCUCAGCCCACACCUUCAUAGGUACAUCAACAAGCAUUUUAACAUAUUUUUUUUGCAACCUGGUAGUCUAUGUAACAGUACAUACAAAUGCUCUCACAGGAAUGACAUGUGACCUGUGCUGUUAGUGCCCAAAUUGGGCAGCUGAUAACCAAUUAUGUUUAAGUAUUUCAUUUUAGUCCCAACAGUGAAACAUUUUUGUCUCGCAAUUGAUACUCUUAGUAUUUGAGGGGUGUGUUGCCAUUGCCUAUCCUUAACUGUACUUAUGAUUUUCUCUGAUUCAUGUACCUCCCUGGUGUGACCCAAGGUUCAAUUGUAUUGUGCAGAGGUGGAGGUUUUCACACACCUCGUGUUUAUAGAAAGCUUGAAGUGAGAAACUUAGAGAAAUUGACGAUGAUUUGUCCAUGAUUUUUAGUGAAAUAAAUUUGCUUUAAGAACUGUGCUCUUGUCAAAUUGCAGGCUGGUACCAAUAUUGGUAAAUGGUAUGAGGUAUUCAGAGAUUGACCUGAUUCUUCUGAAGGUGAGUGGUUUUUGUUUGCGUGAUUUAUUUGCCCUCAUGUACUUCCUUAUCUGUUCAUUUGAUGUACUAAAUGAGGAAUCUAUAGACAUCUGUUCAUUUUAUUACCUUCUUCAGGCUGAUAAUGAAGAUGACGAGUCUGUUCCAGACAGUGAGCAGGACAUCAGACCAAGAUUUCAUAAGUCCAAGACUCACAGUCAGCAGCAUGAAGCAGAUGGAGAAAUUGAUGUAAGAUCGUGGUCAAUGUGGAGCACUCUCUUCCUGAAAUAAUAAUAAUAAUGAUAAUGAUAGUAAUAACACUUAAUUUACUGAGGGUAACACUAAACAGUUACAAUCUGAUGGACUUGUGGCCCUCAAAUUCAAACAAAUUGAAAGUAAACAUUGUAAAUAAGCAUAAACAAAGUGUUUAAGAACCCUAACUGGCAGGAGGUGGAUCAGUUGGCUAUAUACAAAGGGAAGUGUGGAGUUUGGGACAACCAAAACCAAAUCCAGUGAGUAGCUUGAACCUAGGACCACCAGAAAACAAGACCAGCACCCUAGCACUGCCUCAGUAGAUGUACUAAUUUGGACAAUAAUCUCAUCAAGAAGGUUUUAUGUUCAAGCUUUCAAACUCUAAAUUAAGUCCUUAUCUCUUUCAAGAGCCAACUAACCCAGAGUAUUGGCAAUGAAAGACCAUCCUUUCUCUAUUCAUUUUUCUUAAGUUGCACUACAUUGUUUUUUUCCAGGGGGACAGUGAUGGAGAUGAUGAUGAUAUGGAUGAUGAUACCCUCUCAGACUGGAACUUGCGUAAGUGGUUUGGAAUUGAUAACACCUACAGUGUGUUGUUGUGUAUGUUUUUUUCAUUGGUGAAUAACACAUAAAUAAAUAUUUUUUCGAUUUUUUUUUUUUAGGGAAAUGCUCUGCAGCUGCCUUGGAUGUUCUUGCCAAUGUGUUCCGUGAUGAUCUUUUACCAGUUCUUCUUCCAAUCUUGAAGGAAACACUCUUCCAUCCAGACUGGGAAGCUAAAGAGUCUGGAAUCCUUGUUUUGGGAGCCAUUGCAGAAGGUUACUUGAUGUGAUUAACAAUAUGUUACAACUGAAUGCAUUAUGAGCUGUUAGACCAUUACAUGAAAUAUUUUACAGUAGCACUCUUUUCACCUGUUCAUUCUCAAGAUCUAAAUUUCCUGUUUCUUUAUUUGUUUCUUGAAGCUGUUACAUGAAAAUACGCUGAUAGAAACUGUGCAUGCUGAUAAAAGAUUCUGUUUAUUCUAUAGGUUGUAUAACUGGUAUCUCUCCUCACCUGCCAGAACUAAUUCCUUUCCUGAUAAACUCGCUUUCUGAGAAAAGGGUGAGUGAGAAUUAAAUUAUCAUGCACUGGUACCAAGGAACAUAAAUUGCAAUGUAUACAUUACCUGUUGAUCUGGCUUUGUUUAGGCACUGGUGCGCUCUAUCACGUGCUGGACCCUGAGUCGUUAUGCACACUGGGUUGUCAGUCAGCCUCAUGAAGCAUACCUUCAACGUCUCAUGACAGAGGUAUGUAGGUGCUACAUUUUGAUUUCAGUGACAAUAGUGAAGUAUUUCUGCUAAUAGGGCACUGCAUGGUUGCAUUUUUUGUAGCUCUAAUUAUUCUGCAAAAUUCUUCAACUUUAGCUCCUUAAACGGAUCUUGGAUAGUAACAAGAGGGUUCAGGAGGCAGCGUGCAGGUACCACCAUUCUUUCUAAUUGUCAUAUUGUCCUCAUUGGCAUUGCAUUUUUAAGAAAACUUUUGAGACAAUGCUCCUCAACAAGAGCUUUAUAGUAUUUAGAAUAGUUCUUGUCUUUUGAAACUGUGCUACAUACAUGUAGGACAUGCACUUGCUGUUAGGUAAUAAUAGGCAUAGCCUUGUCAUGCAUGGUGCACCAAAACAGUUUGAUAAUAUUUGAACAAUAAAAGCCAAGUCAGUUGAUAUUAGUGAUAUCCUGUGCAUUCCCAAAACUGAACUCUUAUAUCACACAUACAAAGUUAUGAAAUAAUAGUCAUUUGGUUUUCUCAAGAUCUGCUGUCUCAGACCACUGGAAAGGAGCUGUUCCAAGAAUAUCUAAGAUAUUUUUAUGCUGACACUUGCAUUUCCUCUCUUUUUCCAAACACAACUGAUGUGGAAUUCUAUAUACUCAGUUGAUGGCUAAGUGUCCAUGAGCACUGAUGUGCAAAAGUGUUACUAUUUUUCUUUUUUUCAUUCACUGUGCAUAUUUACAGUAUAAUUUAGUUGUGAUCUGACUUUUUCGUAGUGCCUUUGCCACACUGGAGGAAGAAGCUUGCACUGAACUUGUUCCAUAUCUUAGCUUCAUUCUAGAGACACUGGUCUUUGCUUUCAACAAGUAUCAGGUUUGUUGCAGCUGAAGCUAACCCCCUCCCUCCCUCUUCCCCCAAGAAAAGAAAAGGAAAAAAAUAUAAAGCAGUAUUUCAGUGAUUAUUAGUAGGCUUUUAAUUGAGUUAUAUGGCAUUAAGAAGUGGAGGACCAAACAAGUUGUUGUUGUUUUGUUAUUUUAAAUGUGAUUGUAGAGUACAAUACUUUCACAAAGUGUCCAUGUAUCCUCAGGAACAAUAAUUAAAUUGAAAGGUGUUUCAUCUUCUUUGUUUUUUUUUUUUUUUUACUAGGCCUCCCUUUACUUCUGAUUUAACAGUCUCUUUUUUUUUUCAUGAAAAAUGCAGUAAUGUUAAACCUUUCUUCUUUUGUUUUGUAGCACAAAAACCUUCUUAUACUGUAUGAUGCUAUUGGGACACUAGCUGACUCAGUGGGUCACCACCUCAACAAGCCUGAGUUUAUCAAUAUGUUGAUGCCACCUCUUAUUCAGAAGUGGAACCAGCUGAAAGAUGAGGACAAAGACCUUUUUCCACUGUUAGAGUGUUUGUCCUCUGUAGCCACAGCCUUACGUUCUGGCUUUUUUCCAUACGCUGAACCUGUCUUUCAGAGAUGUGUGUCAUUAGUGGAACAAACUUUAACUCAAAGUGUGGUAGGUAUCUUUGUAGAACUUAAGAACAAAAAUAGAUUACCAUAUCCUGCCAUUGUCCUGAAUGUAACUGUUUUCUGCAGGCUUCUCAAACUCAUCCAGAGCAGUUUGAACCUCCAGACAAGGAUUUCAUGAUUGUUGCCCUAGAUCUUCUGAGUGGAUUGGCUGAGGGACUGGAGGGGCAAAUUGAACAGUUUAUAAUUAGGAGCAACACAAUGACCCUUCUUUUCCAGUGUAUGCAGGUAUGUCAAUGAAUGAACAUGUCGAUGUACAGGGUGUACGUAAAUGCCUAAGGUUUUCAUUGACGUAGAAAAAGUUGCAGUACGUGUUUUCAUUGAAAGCGAACUGAAAAUUCUUUGCUUGGGGUUCUUUCUACACAUUGUACACUGUGUAGUUUGAAUGGUCUUAAGAGUUUUACUGUUUCUUUCUCUAGGACAAAAUGCCUGAAGUGAGACAAAGUUCUUUUGCACUGCUGGGGGACUUGACAAAAGCUUGCUUCCAACAUGUCAAACCCUGCAUUGGUACGUAUACCUGUAUCUUUUUUCAAUAUGGUCAUACCUUCGGCAUUUUCUCCACUUCUUCUUUUUAUUUGUAUUUAUUAUUGAUAUGUCAAGGCAAAAGCUGGUCUUUGUCAUCUUAAACUUGAUAAUGUUGUCAUAUUGUAGGUGACUUCCUACCGAUCUUAGGCCAGAAUCUCAAUCCAGAAUUUAUCUCAGUUUGUAACAAUGCUACCUGGGCUAUUGGAGAAAUAUCUGUGCAGCUUGGUAAGAUACACAUAUUUUUGACUGGUAUUUGCAUGUAUACUGAAUUAUCUGUUGUUUACUUCCAUGUUCAUUUUUUCAUUUUUCUGCCUGUAUAUACUGCACUUGAGUGUUGUUUGCUCAUCUAUUCCUCCUUCCUUUUUUCCAUUUGCUCUAUCCCAUGACUUUCUGUUUUUUUUCUUAUAUCUGAAUUGCUCUCCUUUUCUUCCCCAACCAUUUUCCUCUAUCCAUUCAUGAAGUCAUCGUUUCCUUUGUCACUAUAAGCACCUGAAUCUUCAUUUUCUUUUUUGAUAGGAUCAGAUAUGAAGCAGUAUAUCAACUUGGUUCUACAGCAACUCAUUACCAUCAUUAACAGACCUCAUACUCCAAAGACACUGCAAGAAAACACAGGUUAUUAUUGUUCCUAUUGCAGAGUCUUAGUAACUUAAAUUGUCGGGUUUAACCCUUCACUCCCAGAAGUGACCAAAAAUGAAUUUCUUCUGACAAUAUUAAGUCAUUUUCCAACAGAGGGGGUGACGAGAAGUGGAGGAAAAACUGUUAUCUAAAGGACGUUGUGUAACUUAACAACAAAUUCUUAGAUAUAAAAUAACUAUAAAAGAAUAUAUGACAAUAUCAAGAUCCAGGGAAUGAAAGGGGUAAUAGUUAAUUUCUUGGUGCUUAGCUCUGGUCUUUCCAUCUCCUCCUCAUCUUCACUUCUUUCUUAACAUAAGCCCUUCAGCUCAAGUGAGCUAAUACAUGGAACAUUAUUAUAAAGAAGUGCCCAACUAAUGGUGGGUGGGUUGUCUGUAGCCCUGUACACUAACACCAAACUGUGCAUUUUUUGUAUUUUAUUGACAAUUAAAGUUGUAUUUAACCUUUGGUGUUAAAAUAAAUUUGUGUUUCCCUGUGGAGUUCAUACAACUGUUAGUUGUUGUUAACCAUACAUGUUCCUGGAAGAUUAUGCACACACUGUACAAUGCAUGAAUGACAUGUAAAAGCAGCUUUUCGAGAAAGCUCCUUGGUGUUUUACUGUCAUCAUUUGUCCUUUAAGUGGCUAUUAAUCUGUUGUCUAUACAGGUGUAUGUUGCAAAAUGUGUGUCACAAUACAAUCUUUUUUUCUUGGAACACUCACAGAGUCAUUGAUUCACUAAGCUAAUAAUGCAGCCACUGCAUUGAUGUUUGUGUAGCGUUGUUCUGAUGGCAUGAAUUUGUUUCUUUUCCUGUUAAUGAUUGUGUUUUUAGCAAUCACAAUCGGUCGUCUGGGUUUAGUUUGUCCGCAAGAGGUGGCACCUUUGUUACCGCAGUUUAUUCAGAAGUGGUGUGUAUUGGUGUUUCUUUUUAUUUACAUGUUGUUUUUGUGUUUGUUUGUUUGUUUUUUUUUGUGGAAUUUGAAUGUUCUCAGUCAUAAAUUUUAUGUGCGGUGUUUGUACAUGUAUGUACUGCAAGAUUUAGUAUGAUGCAGUUGUACUCUUUGUUGUGGUCUAUGUACAUUGCAUUAAUUGAACAUUAACAAGUUUAACUAGCAGCCUGUUCGAUAAAUGUGCCAUUUUGUUUUAAAUGGUUUUGUCCCUCUUCCAAAGUCUUGUAGUAUUGAUAGAUAUGUUUAUUCUAUAACAAACCACUAGGUUUAGAGUGCCUUUUGGCAAGAGUAUUUCAAAGCCAAGUGAAAACAGUACCAUAGAUAGAUUGUGAACGUUUCUUUCUAGGUUUCUAAAUGAUCUAGUAUUUUUCAAUUUUUUUGCCACAAAGAUAAUAACAGCUAUUAGUCUAUAGAAUCAAGUGAUAUUAUAUAUGAUUUUCUUAAGACUGGUCAUGUGAAGACAACUACUUUGAAUCUCCUCUGGGAAGGUUUUCAUGUCUUUGUAAAUAAAGUUGAAAAAAAAGCAGUUCCAAGGUUACAUAGGAAUGAAACUCUCCAAACAAAUUACAAAGGAGUGAAACUUUCCUGUGUUACAUAUCCAAAUGAUAUUUUGUGUAAGUAGUCAUGCACUGUUGAUCUUCUAUACUGUCAUUUUUCAGGUGUACUUCAUUGCGGAAUAUACGAGACAAUGAGGAAAAAGACUCUGCCUUCAGAGGUAUCUGUAACAUGAUUGGUAUUAACCCUGGUGGAGUUGUUCAGGUGAGGGCAUUAUACAUCUUAUCUUAUCUGUACUUGCAUUGUGUUGAAUUGGGCUGCUACAAUAGUACCUUUAUAUCUUUUUAUGAAGCAAAUUUUUUUCUGUUUUAGGAUUUCAUAUUCUUUUGUGAUGCUGUAGCAUCAUGGGUCAACCCUGGACCAGACCUAAAGGAUAUGUUCCUUAAGGUGAGUUCCCUUUGGAUUUUUCAGGGUGGCUUGUUUUGCCAUGUGCUUUGCCUUUAACUUUUCUCCACUAUCACCUUGAUUUGUAGAUCCUUCAUGGCUUUAAAAACCAGGUUGGUGAGGAAAACUGGAAACGAUUUUCCAGUCAGUUUCCUGCAGCUCUGCGAGAGCGCCUAUCCACCAACUAUGGAGUUUGAGGAGAUGCUGCGGCAGUCAGGGUGAGUGUAAUGAAACCACUGAUCUCUUUCAAAUAUGGCAGACUUAAAUAACACAGUCACCCAUUACAUUGAAUAUUUUAUUUGUACAUGCACUUGUAGUUCUUGGAUGAUUCGUUAACUCCAUAGAAUGAGUAAACUGUUAGUUAGACUUUCUAAGGGGAACAAACUUCAUGUAUAUCGCACAGAAAAAGUUCAUGAACCUAAGAAUGACAUGCAUGUACAUGUAGUGUAAGCUCUUUGAAAAAAGAGACAAUGUACACUAAAUAGGAUUGCAAUCUCUUAUUGUAAAUGAAAUGAAAUAGAUGGCCUUGUUUACUACAAAAUUUUUCAUUGGAAUUUUUUUUUGAAAGUGUACAUUUAUUUUUCAGGUGGUAUAAGAAUAGAGGGCUGUGUAGUCCUUGCUCAGAUCAAGUAACAGUGUCCUAAGUCCAUGUCCGUCAUUGUCCUUGUUCCCGUACAAGUCUGUGUGAAUAGCUAAUGGAUGUUUCAAUGGGGGGACAGUGUUCUCAUUUAGUGAUGAACUUCCCACAAAUGUAUGAAUGUCAGUGAUAAUGCUGGGAGGUGCCUGACUUUUGUGUCAAACCGAAUUGAUCAAUUUAAGUUCAUGUAAUAAUUGGACGUGUGCUUGUGUUGCUAUCAUGUGCGUCCUUGUUGUCAGUGACUAACAUUUGUCAUGUCAAGUGCUGCAAUGUGGCAGUGUCAUUGGAAGGCUUUCAUUUAAUUGUCCUGUGUUGAAAAGACCUGCUGGAAUCAAGUCAACCUUAUUGGUGCAUAGUUGUCUACCACCUAUAAAGCGUAUUUACAUUUCUCUGUUAGCUAUGCAAAGAUACCUUUACCCCAAUGAUCAAUAUUUCUCUUAGCUCUAUGUUAUAGUACCUACAUCUGAUAGCUAAACUUUUUAUAUGUAAAUGACAUCAAUUCACUCUCUUUUCUCUUUCACAUACUUCAUUUUUAACUGAUCUGUAUAAUGUUGUGUACAAUAAUAUACAAUGUAUAAAUAGUGUGAAGCAGAAACCUUGAUAACAGAUAUAUAAACCCUAACAAGAAUGUAUAACAAAUUUUUGAAACUCUAAUAGUGUUAACUUGAAUGAUGCCAGUGCGAGGCUUAGUAUGGUACCACCAACGGCAGGUCUGUGGUGUGGCAAGAUUUAAUUGUUUUGAACAGUUUCUGCUGGACAGAUACUUUGAACAGUGGAAGAGUUGACUUAUGCAUAACGACAUUGGAAAAGUCUUUUAAUUCCCUUUUGAUGUACACGUAAUCUGCCAUAAUAGCUAAGUUUACUCUCUUUCAAAUAUUAAACUUGUGGGAAGGGAAAAAAAAACAGGAAUGAUUUAACUGAAACCUAAUUAGUUCUCUCUAAAUAUCUUGUAUUUUUUCCUUUGCUGAUAAUGAUUCAUUGGGGUAGUCUUUGCAUUGAUUUUGUGCUUGCCAGUCUAAAAAUCUAGCACACUUAUGUGUACCCAGAACUUCUAUUGUUACAGUAAGUUAAAAUUGGAUAAGUUACACUGGACAGAUAUGUGAAAAAAAUAUGCACCAAGUAAAGCAAUCAAGUAAUCUCCUGAGUCUUUUCUUAUGGUUUAUCAAAGUAAGUACUGAAAAUUCUGGCAUGGUUUUCUUUUUAAAAUGAAAACCAAAGUGCUAAUAUUUCAAUCUCUCCUGAAGAUGACAGAUCCUGUAGUGUUUUUCCAGACAAAUUGAUAGUUUAAUGUUUUAGGAUGUUAUUUUAUUGCAUUUGGCAAUAUAUAUAUAUUUUAAUUAUCAGAGGAAGAAAUUUUAGGAAGUUAAAUGUUUUAUAGUUUUGUAUAAGGUUGUAGUAACAAAAUUAAUGCUUAACAGUAUUAAAUUAAUAUAGAUUUGAAUUCAGUUUAAGCUACAGUGUAAAAUGAAAGACAAGCCCUUUGAUCAAUUUGCAAUUUCUUUCAUGUGAUCUCUGCGAAUUUCUUGUUCUAGUGGUGGGUAGAAUGUCCUUGUCUAUCAUGCUACAAUUAUAGUUUUCCUCCAUAAAUCCUGAAUUUUAUUGUGUGCUGCUUUCUUGUCUUCUGUGUAAAAUUUUGUGAGAAAUUGCCAAUUGAUCAAUGUUGUUCAAGUCUCAAUUUGUCAAUAGCUGUGUAAAAUGUUUGUAAUCAGUAUUCAGUUGUAAUAUUCUGGUAUACUAAUGCUUAAAUUUUAAAGAAUUCAAUUUCCAUUCUUGAAAACUUGACAAGUGGCUGAAAAGGAUGGUUUAAGUGGUAACUUGUCCAGAAUUUUUUUCCCCAAUUAUGAGCCCACUCUUCUAUAAUAAUAUUGAUAAAGCAUGCACAGUGUAAGUCAGAAAUGAUAGUACUAUCAACUCAACAUAAACUUACUUGAAAUUUCAUCUGGAGUAGCCAUAACAGUUGGUCAACCCAUGCAGCUUUUGCAUGUGCAUAUCUUUGUAAAAGUAACUUGUCAUGUACGACAAAACUAAAUCUUGCCAAAUUCUGAAUUACCCCAGGUUUUCCUGAGAAUUUUUGCCAUAAAGUUUCUUAUUUUGCCCUCAUUUUCAGAUUGUUUUUUAUUUCUUGCCAUCUCUUCAGCCAUUUUUCUCGUUUUCAGUGUCCAGACAUAUAGAUAUUUAUUUAUUUUGUAUGUGGAAAACAAGUUUCAAGAUGUGCACAGUUUAAUUUUUCUAAAUAAUAUCAAGUAUUAGUCUGGUGUUUUAGACAUUUAAUGAAUCUUGCCUACAAUUUGAACUAACAACUUCAUCUAACAACAGCUUUUGUGUAAGAAUGCAUCUGAGACUUAGUGUAAUAAUUUGUGAUGUUUGUGACUAGUAUUUUUAUUGCAAGGCAAACAACAAACUUGUGUAAAUGUUAAAAAUUGAAGUUAUUCUUCUAUCUUGCCAGUUCAAUGGAUAAUGAUGCAGUACACAUAAGUGUUGACCAAGUUUUCAAAGUAACAGUAAUAAUAUUAACAUUAAAUUAAUAUUUAAGUUGAUUAAGUUAAUAGUACUUGUCAAAUGGGAUAAUGCUUAGGCGUAUGUAACUAUACUUAAUGUAAGAUCAUUAUCUCUAAGAACCUUUGAGUGACAAAUCAAAUGCAUUUAACCCUUAAACUCCCAAGAUCUGGUAGUUAAUUCUCCCCUCUAGCUUUUGCACAUUUCCUUCUUUAUAAGUUAGGAGAAUUUAAUGUUAUAUAAAGAUAACUUCUUGAUAAGUUUCAAUUUUCUCUUUACCUGGUUGCUGGUUAAUGCAUGGCAUUGUAAAGAGAAGCUAGAUGCUAAUCAAUUCUGGGAGUUAAAAGGUUGGAAAUGUUACAUGUGGCAAACUUUUACAUCUGGAUUUAUGUGUGCAUGUAAAUUUUUUGGAUGGUAAACAAAUGUUCUGAAUUAAUUUUAAAAUUCUCAUGGUUUUGGGGAAGGAACCUCCCAGUGAGACAAGUCGAAGUAGGAAUCAAUUAAUUAUUACAGAUUUACUUUAAGAAAUUAAUGUUAGCUCACUAACUUACAUGUAGUAGCUAAGUGAGGAAUUAAGGGGUGGUAUAGAAGUCUCUCUAUCUCACUGCUGCCACAGUGUUUAACAAUUGUGCACGCAUAGUGUUUUGAACUACUUUUUGUGUCUGCUAGUCAUGGUUAUGAAGUAAGACUGAGUAGAAGUUUUGAAUUGCCACUAGUAGCAUGAAUUAUUUAUUUCACGGUAAAAUAGCCCAAUAUACUGUAUUUGUGACAAAACUUAAACCUAAUAUUCCCACAAGCUUAACCCUUUAACUCUUAAGAUCUGGCUGGCAAUUCUCCCCAAUAGCUGCUGCACAUUUCCCUAUUAAUUAGUUGCGAGAGUUUUAUCUUAGAUCAAGAUAACAACUUGUACCUGACAAGUUUGAGUAUUGUCAUUACCUGUUUGCUGGAUGAUAUAUGGAUAUUUUAGGGAGAAGUUAUAUGUUGAUCACUUGUGGGAGUUAAAGACUUGACACCAAUUCCCCCACUGUCUUCCUUACGUGUCUUAUCCCCUUGUUGAUAUUUCACUAUCUUCUCACAAUUUUCGUGGUGGCUAUUAAUUUGAUAUUUAAAGGAAAAACUACCUUUCAGUUACUCCCGGCUUUUUGAAAAGGUUUAUGUAAUUCUUUAUGCUCUAAUUCCCAAAGGUUUCUUGCACUUUAUCUUGCAAACAAGUUAUCCAAAUUUGCAAAUAUUCAACCCUUCACACCUUCUCAUUGAUAUACAUAUUGUCCAUACUGUUCUCUAUGCAUUUAGCAAGGUGCCGACGAGGAAAAUUUGUUUAACAAUCAAAAGCUGUUAUAAGGGAUCAUCUCCUUCAAUCUCGUGACCUUAAUAUGGUUUAGGGAUGAUAUUGUAAAGAAAUGUUAGAUGCCAGUCACUAUUUUAAGGGUUAAAGGGCAAGAGAAUGUGUAGCAGCUGGAAGGCAGAGUUUCAUAUCUGAUAAUACGAGUUUCGGUGUUAAUUUGUCUAUAUUAGGUUUAACAUCUUGGUUUUUCACUUAAAUAUCUGGUGCAGAUCUUAGAUUUAUUUUAAGAUUCGAAGGCUAUGCGCUCACGAUUGUUAUGUAGAUAGCUUCUGUUUCUCCCCCAAACCAGCUGGUCUGUGUUUGUUGUGCCGUAAGGAACUUCAGUGAUGUGCUUCUGAAUAUUUUUGUCAUCAUUGUUAUUGUUGGUUCGAUGCAUGACAUAGCCAAAUGUUAUUUGUCUUUAUUUAAUUUAAUUAAAAAGAUUACAAUUAAUUGAUGGCGUUUAAAAUUGUCCGCGGAAAUAUUUGUCGAUAAUUUUCGGCCUGCAUGUUCUGGGAAGAUACAUGUUGUAAUAAAUGUCAAGUUUUAU